CCCCUGAGGCACCCGCCAGGCUGCAAUUGACGAAGCUCUAGCAUACUAUCCACAGAGCCAGCCAGUCCAUUGAAAAUUGGAGAAAACAAGAAACAGAAAUGCCAGUAGCACCUUCAAUUCCUCGUCUUCACUCACCAUUUCUAUGUUGCCAUCUUCAAGAAAUUUCUUCUUCUUCAUUGUCAUCCUUCAAGUCUCCAAGAAACAAUCAUCAACGGUCACCAGUAUCUCAUCCAUGCAUCAGAGCUGUUGAUCUUGAUCAGAACACGAUAGUUGCAAUUUCUGUCGGGGCCGUGAGCAUUGCUGUUGGGAUAGGCAUUCCAGUUUUCUAUGAAAGCCAGAUUGAUAAUGCUGCAAAGCGAGAAAAUACUCAGCCAUGUUUCCCUUGCAGUGGUAGUGGUGCCCAGAAAUGCAGAUUUUGCCUGGGAACUGGCUCAGUGACACUGGAGCUAGGUGGGGAUGACAAAGAAGUCUCUCCAUGCAUCAAUUGUGAAGGUGUAGGUUCUUUGACAUGCACAACAUGUCAAGGCUCCGGCAUUCAACCCCGGUAUCUAGAUCGCAGAGAAUUCAAGGAUGAUGAUUGAAGCUCUGAACGAGCAGUAGUUUUGAAGUUGAUCCAAUCAGCUUGCAAUGAGAAAGACUUGAUGAUCAACAUUGUUUGUAUCGACACCUUCAGAUUCCAUCGUUUCUUUCACCUUCUUUUGUCUAAUGUACACAAGCUCAAUUUGCUGGGAGUCAGGUGGUAUUGAUUCUACUGGGGAAUCAAUGAGAAGCAGGGGUGUUAUGAUAAUUGAAAGGAAUUAAACAGAAAAGAAGAACAAGGGGAGAUAGAGAAGAGUCACGCAAACAGAAUCACAUUUUCACAACUCCAUAUCUAGCACAAGCAGUACUGAUUUUGUUUCACUAAAGAGCAAAAGCUGCUUCGAAACAAUGAAUGAAAACAACCUGGCUAAAGCAAUGCCAAUAGGCCCCAUGCAUGGCUUCCGGGAAGUUAAAAGCAACAAAAAGAACGAAAAUAACUAGCCAAACGUCCAGCUGCCUAGAAUGGCAUAUCACGCUGUUCUUCACAUGUAUGCUUUUGCCGUGGCUGCUGUUCAGAAAGCGUGGAAAGUAGAGAAUGAGAAUGAAGAGAGAGAUGCUUUUGAAUGCAGAGAUUUCUAUGA
Molecule: messenger RNA, 1160 nt
Organism: Populus trichocarpa (black cottonwood)
Lineage: Eukaryota; Viridiplantae; Streptophyta; Magnoliopsida; Malpighiales; Salicaceae
Product: protein SPA, chloroplastic
Exons: 5
Coding region: 99-581 (160 amino acids)
Source: RefSeq, a predicted model, not a curated record